CACACCCCGGUCCGCUCAGCCAAUGUUGCAGCUGCCCGUCGGGUGCGCGCUUUCAGGUGAGCCUCAGGUGAGACGCGACAGAAGAGAACACUUUCAGUUUGACAGCGACAGAUACAAAUCAGCGACAGGACUCAAACUGAUGCCAGCGAAGAAUUGAAAAUGCGGCUCGUCUUGGCACUGCUCGGUGCCCUGUUGCCCGGAGUUUUAGGUUUACUCUGCAAUGACUGCUCAUCAGACUCCUGGGAUUCUUGUCAAAUCGUCAACUGCCCUGUCUACAGUCGAGCGUGCACAACAGUUCAUCAAAGCCAGAAUUUAGCUGGAAACAUCAGCUCUUCAAUAUGGAGGUCGUGCACUGAUUCAAAGACGUGCUACGAGUCUUUCUCUUUCAAUAAUGGAUACGAGAGCAUGACAAAAUCAUCAGAGUGCUGCAGCUCGGAUCUUUGCAAUACUGGCGAGCCUUCAGUUAACAAGUCUGCUAAUGGCCUGGUGUGCUGUGCUGGUGUUCUCCCAAACUGCACACACACCGUCCAGUGCACUGGGACUGAGGACCACUGCUUCACAGCCUCACAACAUGGAGGGAGAGAUGUCAUUAUGGGAUGUUUAUCAAAGAGUGUCUGUGACAACCCCCAGCUGGCCUCACCAUAUCUCUUUUCUGGCUCCAAUGUGUUUUCUUGUUGUCAAGGAAAUUACUGCAAUAAUCUGAACACAACGAUACAGUGUUCCAAUUGUACUCUUCAGAACUUGCUGUUAUGUCCAUCAGGUUCACCAUCUUGCAACUCUUUAUUCUUUACAUGUACAGCGAAUGUGUAUCACUCAGAAUCUCAAACUUCACCUUUUCACUAUUUUUACACAACCUGCACAAGUUCUGCCACAUGCAACAACACCAACUCAUAUUUUGAUGGAUACUACAAACAAAUUCAGAUUUCAGCGUGCUGCAGCCAAGGCACCUGUGACUUACAGAGACUCACUGAUAACACCUUUAAUACUCCAAAUGGCCUGAUGUGCUGCAUUGGACCAGAAAGUACUUGUGACAUGACCGCUGAGUGUGUUGGUGCUGAGGACUCCUGCUUCAUAGAAGGACGUGGAACUUUUUAUUAUAAAGGAUGUAUAACGAAAAAUGCCUGUUACAACUCCAUUUUUUAUUUUAGUGAAUUCCGCUACUGCUGUCAGGGGAGCCUUUGCAAUAAUAUUGAUUCAAUUUCCACGCUGACGUGCAAUGUCUGUUCAUCAAAUUCUUGGGACACGUGCCAAAAUGAAACAACGUUGUGUUUUCCCACCAGUGGACAAUGUGCAAGUGUUUCCUCUUUCAGCAGUUAUAAUGGCAUGUAUCUGAAUUCUUAUGUGAGCAGAGGCUGUAUGUCAGAUCUCAGCUGCAACAUGACUGCCUCCAUUAACACGGGAUAUCAGAACAUAACAAGUACUUCCCAGUGCUGUAACUCCAGUCUGUGCAACACCGAUCAAGUUACACUGAAUGCCUCCAGUGACCCAAAUGGCCUGCUGUGUUGUUAUGGAGGAGGCAGCACCUGCCAGAACGUGGUGACCUGCACCGGCAAUCAGGACUACUGCUACACAUCAGAUGGAUUAUUAAGCUAUUACCAGGGAUGCGCUUCACAAAGUGUAUGUGACAAUCCAGCUGGUGCUUCAGCCUUUCUUCAACCUUAUUAUUUUGGCACAACGAUCAGCUGUUGUCAAGGAAAUUUCUGCAACAGACUCUACAAGGGUUUAAUCUGCAAUUCCUGCUGGACAUCCUACUCUGGUGGCCAGUGUGGCAACAGCAUUUCUCAGUGUGGUGGUCUCAAUUCCUCAUGUGCAGCAAUCAUUGAGUCCAACACAAUGUUACGCUUGAGCUGCGUGGAUUCAGCUGUCUGCAACACGAGCGCCUCCAUUAACUACGGAUAUGGGAGCAACGCACAGAUCACCCAGUGCUGCGACUCUGACUUGUGCAACACAAAAAACAUUACAGAUAACACGAUGACAGUCGCCAAUGGCUUACUGUGCUGUGCUGGCAUCAAUGGGACUUGUCAGCAGGUGGUCAAUUGUGUGGGCAUAGAGGACCACUGCUUUACUGCAGUUGGUGGAUACACAACCUACCAGGGCUGCGCAUCAACAAGUGUCUGUGACAAUUCUGGAAGUUCAAAUGCACUCAACAUCACUUUUAGUUCCCAGAUUACCUGCUGCCAAGGUGUUCUCUGCAAUAAACCCAAUUCCUCUUUGCUGUGUAACUCUUGUCUCUCUCCAUACUCCUGGAAUCAGUGCACAAGCAGCAUUACACCAUGCAAUUCUUCUUUGGCCUGUGUGACCAUGUUAAGACCUGCCUCAAGCUGGUAUUCGUACUCACAAACAACCUUUCAGAGGUCCUGUGUGACUCCGGACAUCUGUAACACAAGUGGCUCCAUAAACUAUGGAUAUGGGAGCAGCACGUGGAUCUCUAAGUGCUGUAACACAGACCUGUGCAACACUGAAACGGUCAAUGCAUCAGCUGAACUGAAUGGACUGGUUUGCUGUGCAGGGACGAAUGGCAACUGCCAACAGGUUCUCAACUGUACUGGAAUGCAGGAUCGCUGCUUCACAGCAUAUAAUGGAUGGAAUAAUUACUACCAGGGAUGUAUUUCAAAGAACUUCUGUGAGAACUCAACAAAUGCAAAUCUCAUCACACCAAUUUUUGGUGUUUCACAGAUCAAUUGCUGUCAGGGGAGCCUGUGCAAUAAACCAAAUAACACCAUAAUUUGCCAUAACUGUUUCUCUUCAUAUCCUUGGAUGUCCUGCACAAACAGUUUCAGUACCUGCAGUCCUGUGGGGUCAUCAUGUGGCUCAGUCCUGUCAUCACAAUCAUACUAUGGAUUUAUCCAGUCGUCAUUCAGUCUUGGCUGUGUAAUAUCACAGAACUGCAACAUGAGCGGCUCCAUUAACUACGGAUUUGGGACGGCCACUUGGAUUUCUCAGUGUUGCACCUCAGAUCUUUGUAACACCCAACAAGUUAACGUAUCCAGUGGACCAAAUGGAUUAGUGUGCUGUGCUGGAAACAGCGGGUCAUGCCAGAGCACGAUAAACUGCACUGACAUCCAGGACCACUGCUUCAGUGCAGAUGAUGGAGUCAAUGCAUACUAUGGAUGUUCUUCAAGAAGUGUCUGUGACAGCCCCAGCAAUUACAGCUCCAUCCUGCAGAUCUAUUUCAACUCAACUUACAUGUCGUGCUGUCAAGGCAACCUCUGCAACAAGCCCACUCACCUGCUGACUUGUAAAGGCUGUUCUGCGUAUUCCUUGGACACGUGUCAAAAUACAUCAAAUGUCUGCAGUUCUCAAUGGAGUCAGUGUGCAACGGUGGUAAUUUCAAACUACAACAUCUAUGGUGAAUAUCAAACUUUCCCAGUUCAGAAGUAUUGUGCACCUCCAAGUAGCUGCAACAUUAGCAUCUCAUUUAUUGACAACCCUUGGACAAAGUCCUGGAGCUCAAAGUGCUGCAACUCGGAUCUGUGUGACAGUAACGUAAACGUUGCGCCAAGUGCUCUGCAGUGUUGUUCAGGUAAUGACGCGUCCUGCCAAAGAACAGUGUCCUGCAUGACAGACCAAGACUUCUGCUUCACACUGGAUGCUGGAUACAAUGUAUAUCGGGGAUGUGCUUCCCAAAGUGUCUGUGAGAAUCCUGGGAAUGCUGCCACUUAUUUUCAGAACGUGGUGCCUGUGCCUUCUGGUUCUCAGCUUGACUGCUGUCAAGGUCUCUAUUGUAACAAGCCAAACUCAACCUUCAUUUGUCAGUCUUGCUUGGCAAGUUCAUGGGAUUUGUGUGGAAGUGGAUACAUCGCCUGCGACUCUCACUCCUCAGCUUGUGCAACAAUUUUGGAGUCCAACUACAUAUACUGGAAUAGCAUGGCAUGGUUCAGCAGGUCUUGUUCACCUUUGGCCAGCUGUAACAUGAGCACAUCGAUAAACUUUGGAGGAGGGAGCUACACUCGGAUCUCAACAUGCUGCAGCUCGGACGCAUGCAACAUGGAUAACGUUACUGUGUCCAACUUGCCAAAUGGACUGAAGUGCUGCUGGGGUGGGAACUGCCAGAAUUCGGUGUCCUGCACGGGAAUUCAAGACUACUGCUUUACUUCAGAUAACGGCUACCAGGGCUGUGCCUCUUCUAGUGUCUGUGCCAAUUCUUCAUAUGUGGCUGAGGUGUUGAAUCUCAAUCUUGGGUUGAAGAUCGACUGUUGCCAAGGAUUCCUCUGCAAUAAAAACUAUUCUGGCUUGAGCUGUAAUGUCUGUAUCUCGCCUCUCUCCUGGAGCCAGUGUGUAAGCAGUGUGUCCAACUGUGACCAAGCGGGUGCGACCUGCGUAACACUCCUGCAGACACGCAGCGAUAACUACAACUCAAUCAUGUACAGCAGGUCUUGUGGAACUCCAGCGGGGUGUAACUUGACUGGAUCAGUCGACUACAGUGAUGGAAGGAGAAUUUGGAUGUCCAAAUGCUGCAGCUCAGACUUUUGCAACACUGAUGAUGUUCUUGAUUCUACUGAACCAAAUGGGCUGCAGUGCUGUGCUGGUAUCGGUGGAUCUUGUCCAAAUUUGAUCAACUGUGUGGGCAUUGACGACCUCUGCUUCCUCUCAGGGAAAUCUGGAUUGACUUGUCACAGCGGAAACCUACGCCCCUUGGCCAAGAGGCUCAUAGCCAUACAGAGGAGGAUUUGCUGCUUCAAGAAAUCAUAA
Molecule: messenger RNA, 4692 nt
Organism: Polypterus senegalus (gray bichir)
Lineage: Eukaryota; Metazoa; Chordata; Cladistia; Polypteriformes; Polypteridae
Exons: 37
Coding region: 160-4692 (1510 amino acids)
Source: RefSeq, a predicted model, not a curated record